This is a messenger RNA of Manihot esculenta (cassava), 2150 nucleotides long. RefSeq names its product peroxisome biogenesis protein 16. Gene Ontology annotation, cellular component: peroxisomal membrane. NCBI's taxonomy places the organism in Eukaryota, Viridiplantae, Streptophyta, Magnoliopsida, Malpighiales, Euphorbiaceae. The transcript is spliced from 8 exons. The record is from RefSeq and is a predicted model, not a curated record. The coding region runs from base 259 to 1365 and encodes 368 amino acids. Gene Ontology annotation, biological process: peroxisome organization.
UCCCUGCAUCUUUCUCACAAAAAUUUCACUUGUCCGCUCUCCCUCUUUCGCAAGCCUUCCUGUUCACAUCCAUGCCUCUUCAAAUCCAACUCUAUAGAUAAAUUAACGAAAAGGGUUCCAUUUUCUGGGUGAUUUGCACUAGAAAUACCAUACAGAGUUGCUCCUGGAAUUGAGGAUCGGGCUCUGUAUUUGAAUUCUGGGAUUUGGAGAGCUGAGUCUCUCUGUUUGUUUUCUUGCUUUGGAUAGAGAUUCUGAUCCAUGGAGGCUUAUAAAAGAUGGGUUAGGACGAAUAAAGACUAUGUCCACUCGCUGGAAUCUCUUGCCAAUGGAUUAACAUGGCUUCUUCCAGAGCGCUUUUCUGCUUCAGAGAUAGGACCAGAAGCAGUAACUGCUAUCUUGGGCAUAAUCACUGCCAUCAACGAGCAUAUAAUUGAUACAACUCCAACCCAAUGGCAUCCUGGCUCUGUAGAACCAUAUUCUUUCCCUUAUUCAUUGUGCAUAUCCGCAAUGAAGGACUUGGAAACGCUAGUUGAAGUUACAGCAGAACAUUAUUUUGGUGAAGAUAAGAAAUGGAAUUUCAUGGCUGUUACAGAAGCUUUGAAGGUGUUAGUUAGGCUGGGUUUGUUUCGGAACAGUGGAUAUAAGAUGCUUCUUCAUGGAGGAGAGACACCAAAUAUUGAGAAGCAGUCAAAUUUAUCUUCUCAACACACUGUUGGGGGUUUUCCAAAGCCUGGAAACCAUCAUGGGCCUAGUCAUUUAGGAGACAUUAAUGGACGGAAUCCAUGGAAUCUAGAAGGGAGGGCAUUGUCUGCAUUGAGCAGGUUUGGACAAAAUGCUAGAAUGGUAUCUGACCCAGUAUGGUUGAGUAGGGUUCAACAUCAGCAUGCAAUUAUGGGGCCUCCAUCUCCAAUGGUUGAUAGGAUGACACUUUCCACAAUAUUAUCUGAGAAAGGUCUACAAGGAGCAUUAUUUGUCUUGGGAGAGGUGCUCUGUAUCACAAGACCUCUUAUUUAUGUUUUGUUUAUCAGAAAAUAUGGAAUUCGAUCUUGGACUCCUUGGUUCUUUUCCCUGGCUGUGGAUCUCAUUGGAAUAAGCUUUCUAACACAAGCUACAAAGCCAAUGCAUGGAGGAAAAGGGCAACCAUUCCAUUUUUCUGUCUCUGAACAGGACGAGUUGAAAAGAAGAAAAUUGCAAUGGGCACUUUACCUUAUGAGAGAUCCAUUCUUUAGCAAGUACACCAGACAAAGACUUGAAAGCAGUGAAAAACUACUGGAACCUAUUCCUCUAAUUGGGAUUCUAACAGCAAAAAUUGUUGAGCUUGUUAUUGGAGCUCAGACUCGUUACACGUACAUGUCAGGAUCGUGAGACAAAUCUGCAUGAAGUUAGUCUUCCGAUAAUUCUCAACUGUUUAGGUGAAGUAUACCCAUCAAAUUGUAGAAUUUUACUAGAGGUUUAUUGUUAUAGUAGUUUUUAGUUCAGCUGUGGUUACAACUGUCAAAUGAUUUGGCCAUAUUCCCUGUGUCAUAAGUAGAAAUUCAAGAAACUUGUGUUUGAUGAAAAAAACUGGUCUCAGAUAUUCUAGACUGGAUACAUGCAGAUUCAGAAUGCAUAAGAGUGUAUGCAUACAAAUUUGUUUUUGUAGACGGUAUUAAGUUGUUUCCAGUGUAGGUGUGAAAUGCUCAAGGCUUGUAGUGCAGUAAGUUUCUAUUAGCAAGAAUUGGGCAUUCUUUAUUCUGAGAAUUAAGAAACUAGUUACAGGUGCUUGUCUUGCUUUAUGUAUAACAGUUAAUUCUGCAUAAUACAUUUAUAUGUGCAAGGCUAAACAUAACGAGUUCAUAGAAGACUUGAUCUUUCUAUAAAUUUGAAUAAGGAGUUUUUUUUCUAAGCAUGGGAAUAGGAGAGUGGGGACUCAAACCUAGUUAGUAAGUGGCUAAUAUGCUUUUAGCCACUGGACAGUUAGGCCAAAAGAGAAGUUGGAGGGAUAAGAAAGGUGCUUAUUGUUCUGGUUCUUCAGUCGUACUGAUCUGAUUCGCCUGGAUCAUAUGAUCUAGAAGGUCUAUUUCUAUUUGAUAUUAUUGUUGUUGCUGUUUAUUUCUAAAUUAUUUUUUGUAUAGUAUUUAAAAUAUUUCUUUAAAAAAAAAAAAAAUUCC